UGGGGCCCCCGGGCAAUAGGGGAUCAUGGGGCCCCUGUGUCCUUGCCCAAACUCAAAAAAGCCUAUGAAAAAGGUACCAGGGGCAUCUCAUGGGGCCCCCUACUGACCCCGGGCCCUUGGGCAGUGCCUGAGUUCCCAAAUGGUCAGUUCGCCCCUGUGGGAGACCAGAUAUAGUGAAUGCAGGGUCCUGGGUUUAGUAACACUUUAACUUUUCUUUACAUUUUUUUCAGUUACUUCCUUGUUUCCAGGGUUAGAUAAAUGAUGUCAAACAUCCAAGGAGUCUUCAGAAGGGGAGGAGAGGUUUUCUCAGCUAAUCAUCCCCUCAUGUCAGCAUGC
This is a messenger RNA of Staurois parvus, 336 nucleotides long. The record is from the annotation of a GenBank genome assembly. NCBI's taxonomy places the organism in Eukaryota, Metazoa, Chordata, Amphibia, Anura, Ranidae.